AAGCUGUGUUCGGAACAUUCCGCCCUCUCAAGAACUCUCUGGCGGGGUUGGGACUAUAAAACCGCAGACUGGAUUGUUUCGCGUCGCUAUAUUCGGCAGCAGCGUGCUCUUUCACCCUGAUCAAACUUUCUGUUAGUCGCGCGGACCGUUUUCAUUUCUCCACUGCAACGCCGUAUCGUGCAAUCCAGAAGUUGAAAAGUACCUAUACAAGUUGGAAAGGGAGUUGUCAUUAUAAACGCAAUAAUGCGAUAUGUGUUUGCAUCAGCCUCUCACAAGUUUCUAGGAGCAGCGGUUCUAGCAUUUUAUCUUCAAGUUAACUUUGCAUAUACUCUACCUGAAGAUGCGACGAUACUCUUGAAAUCGGAAGACGACAAUCUCCAAACCGACACAGACAUGGUUAAGAAAAACUGGGACAAGAACCUUAAAAUGUGGGGGAAAAGGGCUUGGUCCAAUCUUCACGGUGGUUGGGGCAUCAAAAGAAGUAUACCUGAAGAUUCUGAACAAGAUAUUGUGAUAGCUGACAAACGAUCCUGGGAAAAUUUGAGGAGUGGUUGGGGGAAGAGAAACGACUUCAUGGAAGAUGUAUUAUCCCAAGAGCCAAUGAUGACCAGGCUUGAAACUGACUAUCCUGAUAGUGAUAACCUAGAAUACAAUGAAGAUGAAAAAAGAAGCUGGAGUCAAUUGAACCAUGGUUGGGGCAAGCGCAAUAAGUGGUCCGAAUUCAGAGGUGCUUGGGGUAAGCGUAGACCUGAUCCAGCUUGGAACAAUCUCAAAGGAAUAUGGGGAAAAAGGAACUACAACGACAACGUCAUGAUCUAAAAAUUCGAAUGGCCACUACAAAAAUUGGGUUUCAAUUGUUCAUAAUACCUACCUAAAAAUUGGAUGAAUGUAUGACGAUGUAUCAUAAUAUCAGAUUCAAUAUGUUUUUAACUUUCCGAAGUUUGUUGUAUAUUUUUGAAAAGAUUUAUAAUUAUAUGCAUACAUAAUACAAUUAUAAUCGGAGUACUAAGGGUUGUGUAUUGACUUUCGUUAGGAAACAAAAAAUAUAUGGUAAGCAGUAAAA
This is a messenger RNA of Coccinella septempunctata (seven-spotted ladybird), 1063 nucleotides long. It is a transcript of the gene Mip, whose product is annotated as prothoracicostatic peptide. The record is from RefSeq and is a predicted model, not a curated record. The coding region runs from base 244 to 819 and encodes 191 amino acids. The transcript is spliced from 5 exons. NCBI's taxonomy places the organism in Eukaryota, Metazoa, Arthropoda, Insecta, Coleoptera, Coccinellidae.